AUGGGAUUGAAAGAAGGAGGGUUCUAUAUACCGACGUAUGCUAGUGGAGCCAAGUGUCGCUUGCAUCAAAUGAGUCUUGGCAAACACUGGAACGUUCAAACGGAAGUGUAUGAAGCUCAACGGUCGAGUUCUGACCAUGCUCUUGUACCUCAAGUACCUGAGAGCUGGAAAUUCUAUGCACAAUAUAGUCUCGAGACUGCAAUAAAGAUUGAUCCAUUCGUCAUGGGAACGUGGAAACACAUGGCACUGGAGAUUUGUAUUGUUACUUUCGAUCGAAAAGCAGGAAGGAAUGGACUGCAGAUGGAUAAAGAUGAGAGUGCAAAAGCCAUGGGGUCUCCAGUCAUUUCAUUCUCAAUUGUUGUGCAGCUGAAUUUGCCUACAUUGAUCAUUUUCCAUAGCCACAGGAAUCAGUGCCAAUCGUACGUCUUGAAUCAGGAGACGUAUUGGUGUUUGGUGGUCCAGCAAGGAUGA
Messenger RNA from Peronospora belbahrii, 471 nucleotides. Lineage: Eukaryota; Oomycota; Peronosporomycetes; Peronosporales; Peronosporaceae. The record is from the annotation of a GenBank genome assembly.